Momordica charantia (bitter melon) is the source of this 2807-nucleotide messenger RNA. Its product is annotated as putative E3 ubiquitin-protein ligase XBOS32. Gene Ontology annotation, molecular function: protein binding. The record is from RefSeq and is a predicted model, not a curated record. NCBI's taxonomy places the organism in Eukaryota, Viridiplantae, Streptophyta, Magnoliopsida, Cucurbitales, Cucurbitaceae.
GGUUUCCAAUAAAGAAAUCCGUAAUCCAUCCACCCACAAUCCCCAAAUUUGUUCUUCUGUUGUGAAAAAUUCUCUCUCGUAUUCACCCUUCUUAUUUUUAGCAAAUUUUCGUUACGAAACUUCUUCGCCUUCUUGUCAAAUCGUCACUCUCAUUACCCUCUGCAACCUUCUUCCAUCUUACCCCCAAUCCCCUUUUUCUUGAUUUGGACAAACUUGUCCCGACAAGGGGGAUAUUCAAAUCCGUAUUUUCCUGCCUUCGAUUUUUUCUGCUUCCAUUUCUUUGGGAACUGGAUCACUUUGGACGAGGCAGAAAAAAUCGAAGAUUCCGGCUGGCAACUGGGCGUUAAACCGAAUUGGGUAUUUCAGUUUUCAAUCGUUUGAUACAUUAAAGAUUCUUGUUGAAGAAUUUCGAAGUUGGGUUCGUCGAUUUGAGCUGAAUUUGGAAGUGGGUCUGAUUCGGUGGUGAAAAAGGGUGGAGAAUUUCUUUUAAAACAGUCGAAAAUUUUUGGGGGUUUUUCCCCAUUUGUAUUUUAGCUUCGGCCCUUGAUUUUCACCUCGGCAUUUCCUUAGCCGGCCUUUUUGUCUUCCUCACUCUGGGGGAAUUUAUGUAAGAUUGUUUAUAUACUGAACUUCUAGAUUGUUGAAACCAAUCAAUUUGGAUGCCCUGGAGAGAAUUGGGGGCAUAUUCCUGAUUGAUUGGUGGGAAUUAGGUUGCGUUUUGUCUGUGAAUUUGGGUGGAUUAGUUUGUAAAUUCUUAUGAAAUUUUAGGUGAGAUUAUCGGGUUAGAAAGGUGUUUUCUGGCUUUUUGAUAUACCCUAGGUUUCUGAGUGGAAUCUCUUGGAGAAAAAAAAUGAAAUUUCUAAGCAUUGUUGGGAAUUCUUUUGGAUGUUCUGCAUCUGGGGAGCGCUUAGUUUCAGCAGCAAGAGAUGGAGACCUGCAAGAAGCCAAGGCUCUGUUGGAAUACAAUCCUCGUUUGGCGAGGUAUUCAACUUUUGGUGUCCGAAAUUCCCCCCUCCAUUACUCUGCAGCUCAUGGCCACCAUGAGAUUGUGUCUCUAUUGCUUGAAUCUGGGGUCGAGAUAAAUCUACGCAAUUACCGGGGUCAGACAGCCUUGAUGCAAGCUUGUCAGCAUGGCCACUGGGAGGUUGUUCAGAAUCUGAUACUUUUUAAAGCAAAUAUUCACAGAGCGGAUUAUUUGAACGGAGGUACCGCUCUUCACAUGGCUGCUUUGAACGGUCAUUCUCGGUGCAUCAGGCUUCUGCUUGCUGAUUAUGUACCCAGUACAAAUUUUUGGAAUAUGUUAAAUAUUAGUUCGAACAAUGAAGAACCCAUUUCCAAGUUCGACUUUAGUGCUCUGAAUGAGGUAGUUAACAGGACAGCCGAUGGAGGCAUCACAGCUCUGCAUAUGGCAGCGCUUAAUGGGCACGUUGAGAGCAUUCACUUACUUUUGGACUUAGGUGCCUCUGUUUCUCAGGUUACUGUAGAAGACGGAACGACCAUCGAUCUAAUAGGUGCUGGAAGCACAGCCCUUCAUUAUGCUGCAUGUGGUGGGAAUGCUCAAUGCUGUCAAAUGCUGAUUGCUAGGGGGGCCAGUCUUACUGCUCAAAAUGCAAAUGGAUGGACUCCCUUGAUGGUUGCUCGUUCGUGGCACCGAGACUGGCUCGAGGAAAUUCUUAGCAAAGAACCGGUAGAGGCGACAAAUCUUCUCCCUUCGCCAUAUUUGACUCUUCCCCUUAUGAGCAUUGUUCACAUUGCAAGAGAAUGUGGAUGGAGAAGUAGUGAUUCUUUACUUACAUGCCAAGAUCCGUGUGUUGUCUGUUUGGAAAGAGAAUGCACAGUUGCUGCACAAGGUUGUGAUCAUGAAUUCUGCACGAGCUGUGCGCUGUACCUCUGUUCUACAAACUGCACAUCAUCUGUUUCCAAUGGUCCGCCCGGUUCAAUUGCGUGCCCGCUCUGCCGAAAUGGCAUAGUUUCCUUCGUUAAACUUCCUGGAACGAAGCCAAUUGCGAAAGGGAUCACCAGAACAAGUUUGUCUCUAUCAUUCUGCACAUGUUCUGGUGAGGUACCAGAACCUCCCUCCACAUUAACCACACCAUUAUGCAAGCCCGAGAUCAAUUGCUCCCGAAUUUCUCCGCUCGGGGCCUCGUUCCGAUCACUCAGCUGCCAGAGGUUUCCUUCAGUGAAACUUAACCCCAAUCUUUGUAUGGGAGAUCCACAAAAUAGUUCUUCAAUGGUUCCUUGCAAUGAAAACAGAAACAUGAGGAACCAUGUUGCAAAGUGUUCUAGAUCAUCAGGUUUCCGACGAACAGCAUCUGAAGGUAGGAGAUCAUGGUUGUCUGCGCUGAAUCAAUACGUGACGACUGGGAGCGGAUGCUGAAAACCGUCGAACGCCACACCCCUUUUCCCUUCACAAGUUUUUUCUCUCUCUCUCUCUCUUUUUUUUUUUUUCCUUUUUCCCUUCUACUUUAUGUUAAAUGUCCAUAUGUUUACCCCAAAUCAAAAGAAAGGAUUAUAUUUCUGGGAAUGAUCCUAAAUAUGAUCAUUUCGGAGCAGUGAAAAAAUCUGUUGAGCUCCAUUUUGUUUCAAAUUUGAUCCUUUCUAUUUUGUCCUUCCAUGAAAAAGAAACAAGAAGAAUGCUGAGUUUUGUCGACACUGAUGAUUGGCUGUGUAUAUAUGUUGUGGAAAAGUUACAAAGUUGUAUUGAAACAAGAGUCCAAAGCUCUCUCCUUUCUCCAAGGAGAAUUUUGUAUGAACAUGAUAUGAAAAAGAUAUUGAUAAGCUAAUUGAAAUUAUGUGUUUAUAUGUUA